Molecule: messenger RNA, 3478 nt
Organism: Hemiscyllium ocellatum (epaulette shark)
Lineage: Eukaryota; Metazoa; Chordata; Chondrichthyes; Orectolobiformes; Hemiscylliidae
Product: apoptosis facilitator Bcl-2-like protein 14
Exons: 6
Coding region: 102-1019 (305 amino acids)
Biological process (GO): regulation of apoptotic process
Source: RefSeq, a predicted model, not a curated record
CACCGGCUGCAAUAUAGUUACUGGCGGGUGUCACUUACUGCAGACUUUACAACAGGUUCUCGUAGAACAAGAAAAGCUAAAUUACACACAUAAGGUAAAAUAUGGGUCCAUCUGAUGCAGGAGAAGGUAGUUCCAUGUUGGACUACAGCUCUACAGAUGAUGACAGUUGUGAGUUCAGAAUAUUGAUGGCCUACGCACAAAGGACUUUGCCAAUGGCUAAAGCCUCUAAAACUGUUAAAGAGGAAGCCCACAUGCCUUUAGUUGAAGAGAGCAGUGGAAGUGCAUCAAAAGUUGAAUUACGUCAAACAGACAAAAUCCAGUUUGAUGGAAAAGUGAAAAGUCCUGCUUGUAAAGUCAAACACAGGAGAAAACCUCUAUGGAAAAGGAUUCCAUGUUUACGAGGAGAAACCGACAAAUCUGACAUUAAUUUGAAAGAGCAAGGAAUGAAGGAAGAGGAUAAAGUGGAAUGCAAAUCUUCACAUGAGUUUGCAAUUCCAGACACCACACAACAAAAUUCACCGCUUUCUGUUAAUGAUCAGGUUGCUGAAAUGUUGCAGGAGAUUAUGAACUCCAAGAUGCAGAAAGGUACCUUCCGGGUGCUUCGUUCCUGUAGUUUGGAAGUUGAUGGAGCUGAAGAUCAUCAGAAAGCCAUAGACCAGAUUAUUGCAAUAUUGACCACCGAAGGAGACCAUAUAAAUGAAGAAAUUAAAAAGGACCCCCAGUUUAGCAAACUAUUUGGUGAAAACUCCUCUUUUUCAAUUUUUAAAACCAUUAUGGAUUCUGUUCUUGAAGCAACCUUGCCUGCAGAAACAAAUUCUGAGAUGGAGAGUGAAACAGACGGAACCUUGAAGAAGAUUGCCUUUGUUGUACAUGCGACCACUAGGUUUGCAGCUGCUGGUCAUCACCCAAUGGCUCGAAUUAUGGGUUUUGGUGCAAAGUAUUUGCAGGAACACUAUGAUACUUGGGUCAUGCAGAAUGGAGGAUGGGAAGAGUUAAUCAAGGCAAAGAAUACUAACUGACUGCAAGAUGUCCAUCUGUCACCUUUCCAAGCCAGAUUUUUGACUUGUAUUUCUCAAUCUGGUUCACAUUUUGAUAAAUUAAUGUAAUGAGAUGUUUGGAUGUUGAAUCAAACAUGGAGUCUGAGACAUCAGAAAUUGAACCAGAAUCUUUCAAAAAGCUUUUAUUUUUCUCCAUCGAAAGUCCUAAAGGCACUGCUCAAUGAGUGAGAUGAAAUGCUAUUGUAGGUGAGGAAGUGAUGGGAGAAGGGACAAGUGCACAGUACCAUAAUGUAGGAGAAGUAGGUUUGGAAUUCCAAUAUCAGGAAUUCUAGACUUCAAUGUAAUUGAAAUGAAUUUUUAAAAAGUGUAUUGCUUUAAUGUGCAACAUGAAGGGCUAUCAGAUUAUUCACUCAAAUAUGGCAAUGUUCAGGCAAGGCCUCAUGCACCUACAGGAUAGUCAGCUAUUGUGGAGCUAACUUCCAUUGAAUUUUGCCAAAAGGGAAGUCACAACACUUGAGGCUCCAUAAAGCUGAUGGGCAGCUGUCAGAGAAGCAAGCAAAGACAAAAUGCCCUCAGUGGAUUGGGAACACCUGUGAUCCAAUGGAGAAUAUCUCCUGAAAGAAUAACACCAAAUAAAAAGAGAACAUUGCAAGAUAUGACUUGUCAACACAGUUCUCCUAGAUUCCUGAGUGGAGCAGAGAAAGGAAGAACUGGAGUCACAGUCACUAAUGCUGCCUGAAAUUGGACACUUCAGCUUCCCACAGGUAUCUUAACAGCUCCAUUCAGUCUGCAUUAAGGUCUAACUGCCACUCAAAAAUAGUGUCACUGUCUGCCUGUACCACCCGAAACUCUGAUCUGCAGCUGCCUGCUCACCUCUUACCCCACCCCAGCACAUUUUGGCUGUACCCUAUAAUUGGUAAACCACCAGCAAUUGCAUUCAUCUAUCACUUCCACCCAGACUGGCUUCACUUAAGAUUAAAUUCUACCCAUGGAUUGUAUGAAGUCAUUUAUAACAUCCAGGGCACCCAAUGGUCUGAAAGCUUAUUGAGUUCUUUUUAAAAUGUAGUCUUUGUAAUGUAAGAACUCUGUGCAAAAAUGAAGUCUUAUUUCUAGGAGGUGGAAAUUUCAAAUAGAUACUAAAAGAUGAGCAGACUUUGUAAAACUAUCAAAGAGCAAUUAGAAGUCUGUAUUUUCAGAGGAAGGUCAUUUCCUCAGGAUGUUUGUGAGCAAAGAACAGGAGAACUAGGAGCAGAAGUAGGCCAUUUGGCCCGUCAGCCUACUCCACAAUUCAUUUGAGUGUAGCUGAUCUGAUUGUAGCCCUAAUUUCAAGUGCCUGUCUGCUCCUUCCAUAAACCUUCAAAGUUGAAUCUGCACAGCAAGGAAAAGCUCAUUUCAUCUUCCAUAUGCAGAGGUAGUUAAAUUGAAGCUGAGAAUACCCAGUGACCUCUUGCCCUCUACCUAAGAACUGCAGUUUUAAAUUUCAGGAAGCAAGAAAAUUGGCCUGAAGCCAGAUGGACAUUUUAAGUCAAAGAUCAAGACCUAAUUAUGUCACUGGGACCGGACUGCCAUAUUAAGGUGGGCCUGAAUGAAGAAGAGUUCAAACAUGAAGGCUGAAGCAGGCUUAUAGUGUGACUGAUCAAGAGAAAAUGUCCCCUUUUUUUUAAAAAAAAAUACAUUUAAUCGACUCCUUCAUGAGACCCAGAGGACCAGGAGUUCUCCAAUCUCUUUCUGCUCUUCUCCCAGUCUUUUCUGUUGUGGAAGUGAGUCAGUUAUUGAGAUCUAAUUGCUAGAUUAUUUGGUUCUUGGGUGAACACUCACCUGGCCACAAUCACAGAAGCGAGUUCAAAUUCCCGUACCUGAGCCAGGAGGCCAGGGUUCAAGUCUGAACUCUUCCAGAAUUGUCUGGCAUCUCUGAUUUACUUUUUUUUAAAUCUAUUUGAAUUUACAUUGAAUUUUGUUUGGUUAUUUUGGUACUUGUACCUGUCCUCCUCCAUUCAGAAGCCAAUAUUUUACCAUGUGUAGGCCACAGGCCUGGUCUCCCCAGGGACAUGUGAUUGUAGGGAGUUGGGUUGGGAUGCAGUGUGGUAGGGGUCAGCUGAAUUGUUGUAGAUAACAAUGGAUGCAGCCAUAACCUAAUUUCAUUGUCUGGGAAAUUGUGGAUUGUAAAGACAGUGGGGAAAAUAAAGAUUAAACUAAAUAUCUGAUAUACUGCUAGAUGAUUCUUCAUUUUAUAAAUUCCCCUUUUUCCUGUUGUGGUCAGUUAGGAGUUGGAGGCUGUACCUUUAUACUAUCAUUAGUAAAUGCUGCCAGCUUCCCUAAUUCAGUGUAUUUUGUUCUUCGCAGAAUUGAAAGAUAUGGAAGUUUUAGACUAUUGCAUUUAAUAUGGUUUAUAUAAAUCCAGUCAAACCAAUAUAAAUAGAAAUGCAAAUGUGUACAAUUAUGUAUAAAAACUUUGUAGAGUAACUAUAGUGACAAAGUUC